Molecule: messenger RNA, 204 nt
Organism: Haemonchus placei
Lineage: Eukaryota; Metazoa; Nematoda; Chromadorea; Rhabditida; Trichostrongylidae
Source: the annotation of a GenBank genome assembly
AUGCUUCCAAAGAAAAGACCUAAAUCAGAUACGAAAUUGGAUGAAUUAUUACGAGCAGGAGCCAGUGGAAAAAAGUCGGAUAAGGACAUAGAUAAGGCAAUUUCGUCGACAACUCAUCGUUUAGUGAAGGAAGCCAUCGUUUUUGUGAAGCAAUCUACCAUCGAAGAUACUACGGAGCAAUAUCGUCGUUCGGGGUACGUUUGA